AUGGGUGUGUCGUUAUUGGAUAACCUACAAUCCGACAUCGAUAUAUUCAAUAAGUCAGCUAAUGAUAGUCUCCACAAUUUAUGGAAUGAAUCAAAUUCAUUCUUAAACGAAUUGAAAGGGUUUGAACAAUCAAUCAUCGAUAAUGACGACUUUGAAGUGACGAAGCUUGAAAAGUUAGGUGAUAAAUGGUAUAAGAAUUCAAUCAAUGAACUUAAGUUAUACAACACCGCCACCAAUAAGUUUCUGAAAGCUAUUAAUAACCCCAAGGAUACUAUUGAUUUAGAUGAAGCUUACACAUAUCCAUUAAAUUUGAAUAAUUUCCCUGUAACACCAACAUCCAAAGACAGUACUAAUCAUGACUUUAAUUUGAAAUCUAUUAAAUUGGAAAACAGAGAAGAAUUGAUAAAAGCUAUCAUUAUUCAUUUACUUAAGGUUGGUCAAUGUGAUAUUGUUAAGGAUAUUGUUAAGGAGUUACCUCCUAAUUCAAAAGUUGAUAUUGAUGAAUCCUUACUUGAAAAGUUUGAGUUAUUAAACAAGAUCGUUGAUGAUAUUGUGGUUAGACAUGAUUUACAAAGAGUAUUACAAUGGUUUAAAGAUAAGUAUAAGGAGGAUGCUAUCCCUGGUAUUCUUAAUACACCAAUUAUAGCUCCAUCUAAUAUUGAAUUCAAGUUUCAUAUGUUACAAUUUGUAUUGCUUUUAAAUACCACCAAUGCUUUAGAUGCAUAUUUAUAUUCGAAAGAUAAUUUUUCAAAAUUCAUUAAGGAAUACCUCUAUGGGAUUUCACCAUUGAUGACAUUGUUAUUAAUCAAUGUCAAUCCAAACCCUGAAAAGUACGUCAAUGACAAAAUGUUAGGAGAAUUAGUUUCAAAGUUAAGACAUAGUUUUAAUUCAGAAAGAGAACGUAAAAAGACUAAUCAAGAAGAAUUUAAAUUUGUAUCUGAAUUAUUGGAUAAUUUCCAAACCAUUCAUCAAAACCAAGCCAUGUUUGUCAAUAUAGCCAACGAAUUCAUAUCUGAAUAUUGUAAAGAUUUGAAAUUAUCGAAUGAUUCAUCUUUAUUCCAAAGUAUUUUAGCAGGUCAUAUCUAUUUACCCAGUUUCUAUAAGUAUAAUCAAAUUCAAUCCAAAUUACCUACUACUAUCAUCAAUGAUGGAGAUGAUAAGAAAAAUGAAGUACAAUUGGUUAACUUUGAAGCAACUUAUCACUUUGACUUACCAUUUCAAUUACCAGAUUCAAAUAGAUUUAUAUUCAAUUAUCAUCCUAUCUUUAUAUGUCCAAUAUCAAGAGAACAAUCGAUUCCAAUAACUGAAAUAUCAGAAAACCAAGAUGAAGAACAUAAGAAUAAGAAGAAAAAGAGAUCAUAUCUCGACUCCAACAAUUCCAGUAACAAUAGCUCUGGAGCUAUUGCCAAUCCAGUGGUUGUUCUCAGUCAAUGUCAACAUCUUGCUCUUAGAGAAAGUGUAUGGCAUUUAUCUAAGAAGGGAACAGAGAUAUUCAAGUGCCAUUAUUGUUACAAGAAGCACAAGUUUUCCGAUGUUACAGAGGCGUAUUUCAUCGAUUUAUAG
This is a messenger RNA of Scheffersomyces coipomensis, 1563 nucleotides long. Its product is annotated as ubiquitin-protein ligase. Gene Ontology annotation, cellular component: nucleus; cytoplasm; GID complex. Gene Ontology annotation, molecular function: ubiquitin-protein transferase activity. Bases 1 to 1563 code for a protein of 520 amino acids. Lineage: Eukaryota; Fungi; Ascomycota; Pichiomycetes; Serinales; Debaryomycetaceae. Gene Ontology annotation, biological process: proteasome-mediated ubiquitin-dependent protein catabolic process. The record is from RefSeq and is a predicted model, not a curated record. The transcript has a single exon.